AUGGAGUUCAACCUAGCGACAUAUUUUAACUCGUUUGAUAUAGAUAAUGACUAUGAAGUUGAUACAUCCGAAGUGGACUCAAAAGUUGGGUCAUUAAUUGAAUCAUUAGCCAAUAAUCCAGAAGCAAUCACUACAAAUGAAGAUACGCUAGAAGAAAUUAUAGAAUUAACUCAUGGUUUUAGAUCACUACCCUUUAAACAACAACAACAAUUAGCGUAUCUCAUUGUCUCAUCAGUUAAUACAGUAGCUCAACAAUAUACUCAACUACUAAAAGAAGAGGAUUUUCAUGAAUCAUUAGAUCAAGUCAAAGCUACAAUGGAAAGAUAUGGCUACUUAAUUUUUGUACUAUUGAAACAUUUGGGAAAAGAAGACUUUUCAGAAGUUGGAGUAGCGAAAAACAAAAAUCAUAUACCAAGAGAAUUAAAAGCCAAAUGGGAAUCAAAUUGUACAGAAGUUGAAAAUGGGUUAGUAGCAGUAAGAACUAUAUUAAAUUUAGAACUUGAAAAAAUAUUCGUUACAAUUCCUGAGAAAGAUGCAUAUAUUGAAUUAUUUUCAAGACCAAUAAUUAACCUUUUGGAAAGUCAUGAAAGAAUGAAAAUCGAAGGUAUAAAAAUUUUAAUGAUUGAAGUUUUAUGUAUUGCAGUUUCAAAACAUGGACAUGGUAAAACUAUAAAACAUUCAUUGGUUCAAUGUUUGGCCUUUUACGCACAUCUUCCACAAUACAUUGCUCAAUUUUUACAUAAACUUUCUGAUAAAUAUAACCAUACACAAUUAACUGAAGAAGUAUUGAGAGAAAUUGCUCAAACUCAUUUUAAUGCAAAUGAUACAAAUGGACCAAAAGCUUUUGCAGACUUUUUGGUAAAACUUUCAGAAUUAAGCCCAAUGUUAAUCUUGAAACAAAUGACGAGUAUAGCUCAAUUAUUAUCGAAUACAAGUCAACCAUUAAGAUGUUCUGUGAUUGAAUCAUGUGGUAAUGUUGUUGUUAGUAUAAUCAAGAGUAUACAAAGUUCCGAGGAAGAUGAAGAUGAAUCAAAUGAAAAUAAUAAUAGACAACUAGACAAAUUAUUAGAUUUAUUACAGGCCAGAUUUUUAGAUAGUAAUUCAUUUGUUAGGUGUAAAGCAUUCCAAGCAUUUGCAAAAGUAGCAGAAUUAAAAGUAAAAAUGAAUGAAAGAAGGAAAGAAAUUAUGCAAUUAGCUGUUAGAGCAUUAGAUGAUAAGAGCGGGUUUGCAAGAAGAAAUGCUAUAAAAUUAAUUGGGAAAUUAAUUGUUAACCAUCAAUUUCAAGGUCCUCAUGGUACUCAAUUAAAUUUGUCGUUUUGGAAAGAAAGACUUGAAGAAGCUAGUAAAGAAAUGUCGAAUUAUAUACCCACAACAGGACCUCCAGCAACUUUAAAUAAUGAUGACGAUGAUGAUAAGGCAGCUGCUGGUGAUGACAACAAAUCAGAUAUUUCAAUGCAAGAUGCUGAAGAAAAUAGCUCUGAUAGCGAAUCGGAAAAAGAUGAUGAAAUGCAUGAAAAUAAUCAAAAUAAUGAAGAUGACGUACGACAAGAACAAAAUGCAGGAAACAUUUCUCAAAACAUCACUGACAAUUUACCAGAUACCACAGGACUAGCAAGAAUCAGAUUAAAAUUUGAAUUUUAUAAAGAUGCAGUUGAUUUCAUUAAGUUAAUUCACAAAGGUGUUGAGUUGGUUUCAAAAUUAUUAUUUUCCAAAAAUAAACUUGAGUCUAUUGAUUCAAUGGAUUUUUUAGUAUUAUGUGAUGUUUAUGGAAUUGAAGAUUCUCAAGAUGGUAUUAGAAAAAUGUUACAUUUAGUUUGGAUAAAAGGUUCAUCAGAGGAAGGUACAUCAGUUGCCUCACAUUUAAUUCAUUGUUAUAUAACUUUAUUUUUAACUGCUCCAAAUGGUACAAAUCGUGAAAAAGCUACUCAUAUUGCUAAAAAUUUAAUUGCAUUAACUUAUGAUGCUUCUUUAGCUGAUUUGGCUUCAUUAGAAAAAUUACUUGGACUAAUGUAUGAAGGCAAAAGUAUUAAUAGUGAAGUCAUUAAUGUAUUAUGGCAAAUUUAUGGCGCUCAAGUUGAUGAUGAAUCAGUAGCUCAGGAGAAAAGAAGAGGAGCUAUUAAGGUAUUGGGUAUGAUAGCACUAGAAGAUCCUACGAUCAUGAAAAAGGGAUUGUCGUCAUUAUUGGAUAUUGGUUUGGGUAAUAUUGGUAAGGCUGAUUUUAUCUUAUGUCGAUAUACAUGUAUUGCAUUAAAAAGAAAUCCAGCAUUCACCAAAAAGGAUUCAGAAGAUCAAGCAGUGGAAGAAAUAAAUGCAUUUUCACGGUUAGUUGAUAUUCUCAAACUUUAUAGCACGGAUACAGAAUGGUUUUCUGUUGCUGAACAAGCUAUAAAUGCGAUUUUUAAAAUUUCAUCAGAUCCAGUUGUUGUUUGCUCCGAUAUUAUACGUGAUAAAUCGAAAGAUGUCUUUUCAAAUAAUCCAGAUCAAUUGAGAAGUUUCGCAUUGUCUCAAUUAUUAUUUCUUGUUGGUCAUGUCGCUAUAAAAAGCAUAGUUUAUCUUGAAAGCCUCGAAGCUCAAUUUAAAAAGAAAAAAAUAGCAGCAGAAACUAAUGAGAAUAAUCAAGAUGAUGAAGAAAAUGCUGAUAAUGAAUUAGAAAUGAUUGGAGGUACUUCAGAAGAUGAUUUUGCAGAUGCUGUUAUUCACGUUAAAGAAAGGGAAAUUUUAUAUGGUGAAAAAUCAAUUUUAAAAGGAUAUGGUCAAAUAGUACAAAAGAUAUGUGCAAAUCCAAAACAAUAUAAAAACUCACUAGUACAAAGACAUGCAGUGUUGUGUUUAGUAAAAUUGAUGUGUGUUUCAUCAAUAUACUGUGAAGAAAAUUUACCAUUGCUUUUAAAAAUUAUGGAAAGUUCAAAAGAUCCAAUAGUUAGAUGUAAUUGUGUUUUGGGAUUAGGUGAUUUGGCAGUUAGUUUCAACAGACUAAUUGAUGAAAAUACUGAUUACAUAUAUCGUCGUUUAAACGAUGAAGAUCUAACGGUGCAAAGAACAUGUUUAAUGACAGUUACAUUUUUAAUCUUGGCUGGUCAAGUAAAAGUUAAAGGUCAAUUAUCAUCAAUGGCCAAAUGUUUAGAAAAUUCAGAUCAAAGCAUUAGUGACAUGUGUAAGUUAUUCUUUGCAGAAUUAGCCACUAAGGAUAACGCAAUAUAUAACGGUUUCAUUGAUAUUUUCAGUGGAUUAUCAUUUGAUCCUACUUUGGAAUCAGAAGAAUUUAAACGUAUCAUGAAAUUCUUAGUUGGGUUCAUUGAAAAAGAACGUCAUCAAAAACAAUUGAGUGAAAAAUUAAUGGCAAGAUUACCUAAAGUUAAAGAUGAAAAAGAAUGGAAUGAUGUUGCUUUUGUAUUGGAAACUAUUCCCUAUACUAAUGAUGUUAUUGCAGAAACUUUGAAAGAAGGUUAUCAAGUUGUACAAGCUAGAAACUAG
Messenger RNA from Lodderomyces jiufengensis, 3474 nucleotides. It is a transcript of the gene YCS4, whose product is annotated as condensin subunit. Gene Ontology annotation, biological process: mitotic chromosome condensation; meiotic chromosome condensation; mitotic cell cycle. Bases 1 to 3474 code for a protein of 1157 amino acids. Gene Ontology annotation, cellular component: condensed chromosome, centromeric region; nucleus. The record is from RefSeq and is a predicted model, not a curated record. Gene Ontology annotation, molecular function: histone binding. The transcript has a single exon. NCBI's taxonomy places the organism in Eukaryota, Fungi, Ascomycota, Pichiomycetes, Serinales, Debaryomycetaceae.